GAUAAAUGUCUUUGGAUUUGAGUUGAUUUUGCGCUUUGAUGGUGCAUAUUGAUUGUGUUUUUUGUUUUUUUUUCGGGAAUGCACGGCUGAAUGUGGCUACACACAGAUUGCCUCUGAUGCACAGCGCUGGGCAACAAUGUAACAAAGCGAGCAUUUUACUCCCUCUUCAGCGCUGUUUGAUCAGAUGUAACACCGGAUCAAUGCUGUACACGUCGUCCUGCGUUUGAUCUCUGUUUUCUGGGCAUACAGUGUGGUCUCCGGUGUGUUUCCAGUCGGCCAGCUAACCGGCUAGCUCAUCGCACGGCGUGCACACAAUGGCUGUGGCCGUGGAGCCGACAUGGAGGAGCUGUUAGCCUCAGCGAGCUAGCGUUAGCUUCGAGGCAGCCUCGAUGCACAGCUUUACCGUGCCCGCCAUCUUCUAAAGAAAGUUAUAACCGAGGAGAUCUGGCUCGUUGUGUUAGCUUCUGAGCCGGAGUGUUUGUGCCUGGUGAAAUUUCCCCGGUUAGAAACCGUCUGAGAGACUUCCGAAAGCGCGCGGUCUGCUAACUAACGAACUAACCUUAGCUAACGUCGACGAGCUGAUUUUUAUCCACACCGAGUGCUUGACGCUCAGGUCCUGAGAUGGGAUGUGUGUGUCGAGGAGGGAGUACGGAGAAGAAAGAGGAACUCUGUAAUCACUAGAGAAAUACAACCAGACCCAACCUCAAUCGCGCCACGUUCCCCUCUCCGCUGUCCACAAUGUCGGCGGUCACUUCUCCCACCCAGGCUGUACCCCCUAUAGUCAACCCCCCUCCACCCGAAGUAACGAACCCCAGCAAGCCUGGCCGAAAAACCAACCAGCUCCAGUACAUGCAAAACGUCGUGGUGAAGACGCUGUGGAGGCAUCAGUUUGCCUGGCCUUUUUACACACCUGUGGAUGCCAUCAAAUUAAAUCUUCCGGACUAUCAUAAAGUCAUCAAGAACCCAAUGGACAUGGGGACGAUCAAGAAGAGACUUGAGAAUAAUUAUUACUGGACAGCUGGUGAAUGCAUGCAGGAUUUCAACACUAUGUUCACAAACUGUUAUAUAUAUAAUAAGCCUACAGAUGAUAUCGUUCUUAUGGCUCAAGCCUUGGAAAAGAUUUUCCUCCAGAAGGUAGCGCAGAUGCCCCAGGAGGAGGUAGAACUGCUGCCACCACCUCCAAAAGGCAAGGCACGCAAGCCAGGUGCUGCCCCUGCUGCAGAAACUCCACAAGCUUCAGCGCUGUCCUCGACCUCCCCAUCCUCGUCAUGUCCCAGCUCCCCUCCGCAGCCACCUCAAACUCCUGUAAUCGCAGCGACACCUGUACCAACCAUCACCUCCAAUGUCCAGGCAGUCCCAGCGGCUGCUCCCAUGAUCCCGAGUGCACAGCCUGUUCUCAAAAAGAAGGGGGUAAAGCGGAAAGCAGACACCACCACACCCACCACCUGUGCUAUCACGGCCAGUAGAGGCGAGUCUCCCACUCCCCUGCUGGAGUCCAAACACAGCAAGGUAAUCUCCAGACGCGAGAGCACUGGCAGGCCUAUCAAACCUCCAAAGAAGGACCUGGAUGACGGCGAGCUCCUGCAACAAGGGAGCAAGAAGAGCAAAUUGAGCGACCACCUUAAAUACUGCGACACCAUUCUAAAAGAGAUGCUGUCCAAGAAGCACGCUGCCUACGCCUGGCCCUUCUAUAAACCUGUGGAUGCAGAAGCGCUGGAGCUGCACGACUACCAUGAAAUCAUCAAGCAGCCGAUGGAUCUCAGUACAGUUAAAAAAAAAAUGGACAGCAGAGAGUACCAAGAUGCCCAGAGCUUUGCAGCAGAUGUCCGGUUAAUGUUCUCAAAUUGCUAUAAAUAUAAUCCGCCUGAUCACGAGGUGGUUGCCAUGGCAAGGAAACUUCAGGAUGUGUUUGAGAUGCGUUUUGCUAAGAUGCCAGAUGAGCCGGCUGAGCCCUCGUCCCCUGGAGGUACAUCUGCCACGGCGGUAGUAAGUAAGAGCACAGGGAGCAGUGAGAGCAGUGCCGACUCCUCAAGCUCCAGCUCGGACUCGGAGGAGGAACGAGCCACCCGCCUGGCAGAGCUGCAGGAACAGCUGAAGGCAGUUCAUGAACAGCUGGCCGCUCUGUCACAGGGUCCCGUUAGCAAACCAAAGAAGAAAAAGGAAAAGAAGGAAAAAGAGAAGAAGAAGAAGGACAAAGAGAAGGACAAAGAAAAAACCAAGGCCAAGGUGGAAGAAGAAAAGAAGCCCAAGUCUUCACAGCAGAGCAAGCCGAGUCAGCCCAAGAAGAGUUCAGCCAGGAAACCCAACAGCACAUCUACUACCAGGCAACCGAAAAAGGGUGCCAAACCCAGCGCGGCAAAUUACGAGUCAGACGAGGAGGAAGCGCUUCCCAUGUCAUACGAUGAAAAAAGGCAGCUUAGCCUGGACAUCAACCGGCUGCCUGGUGAGAAGCUGGGCCGUGUGGUGCACAUUAUCCAAUCCCGCGAGCCAUCGCUGCGUGACUCCAACCCAGAUGAGAUUGAGAUCGACUUUGAGACGCUCAAGCCAUCAACACUUCGUGAGCUUGAGCGCUACGUCAAGUCCUGUUUACAGAAGAAGCAGCGCAAACCUUUACCGGGCACUGGGAAAAAGAGUGCCAAGACUAAAGAGGAACUGGUUCAGGAAAAGAAGAAAGAGUUAGAAAAGAGGCUGCAGGACGUGAGUGGACAACUGAACAACAACAAGAAACCACCCAAAAAAGCAGAGAAGGCGGGCUCAGCACCAGGGGGCGGGCCAUCUCGGCUGAGUGGCAGCAGCAGUUCUUCCGACACGGGCAGCAGCAGCUCCAGCGGCUCAAGCUCCGAGAGCAGCGACUCAGACUGAGCUCUCAACACGUACACUUCAACCUCCUUCAUUUUUUCUAAUGAGUAGUGUUUGCUGUCCUGAUAGUGUCUCACCUGAAGACCUGUUACAUAUGGAGUUAGAAGCUAAAGACAGAAGAUAUUUUAAAAUAACCUGUUGUAGAACGCCCUUGGCUUGGAUAAAGACGUGUACGGAUAAAGAUAGCUGACAGUGGAACAGUGGUGGCCCUCAAAGGGAAACAGCUGGUCAUCACUAGAAAAGAUAUUUUUGUGGUUGUGGAGACUUUGAGUUGUACGUUUCCCCCCCAAGGGUCUCGCUCUGAAGAGCCCAAUGACAAGUGCAUAUUUAGUGGACUGACAAACGCCUGACCGUGUUUCAGUAAAUUAGUAGCUUCAUCAAGUAUGAAAGUGUGAAGGAGCAAGCAGCUAACUUUCUCUUUUUCUGCUAUGCCGGUCAUGUAAGCAUGACGUUUCAACUCAUUCCACAUUUCUUUUACAGAUAAUGAUAAUUACUGAUUGUUACCAUUUUAAAGAAGAACUUAUUUAUUUUUCAUCUGGUAUGUUUCAUCUCCUGGUUUGCCAGGAAUUACAGAAAUAUCAAAAACAAACAAACAAAAAAAGUCAGUGGAAUAAAAAAAAUUGGUGCAUUGUGACUAAGUGGAGGGAGGAAGUGAUGCUAUGGGUCGUACCAUGGCUUGCUGUUCUCCCCCCAGUGUCAGUAAAGUUCAGAGGUGUACUUUGAGAGGCCUGUGUGUAAUCUGCAGUAGUUUCAGUUGUCUCAGCGCUGUAAUUUCCUUUUCUCCCAGUGCUUGUCUCAUUCAGUAUUUGAUGUAUAAUUUUGUCUUUUGUUUUAACUACAUUACACAUUCUCAAUAUUGGGUUUGUUUUUAUACUUUAUUUGAACAUACUCAACUUUUUUUUUUUUUUCACUAAUGAUGUAUUUCAGUAAUUAUAUACCAGAUGUUUUUUGUCCUACAGCUUCUGGAAUCCGUCAUAAUAAUCCCCACUGUCUUAGAUCAGUAAUUCAAAAAAAAAAAAAACACACAAAACAAAAAAAAAUGUUAUUUAUUAAAGUAGCAUAAUUGACGACUGGCUGAGUCAAAUUAAGCUCCCAGUGAAGAGCCAAUAUUAAACAGUCAUUUGUGUACUGUUGGCAAACUCUCCAAUCCAGGAUGCUUUACGCUCAUGUGGAAUACUUGUGGUCUGGUCCUUAUGGUGGUGUCCUUUUUAACUUGAGGGACACUCGUCUCAUUCGCCUGUAAAGACAAACAGCAGUAUACCACCUUCAGCAGGAUAUGGUUAGUCACUUCUAAAGUAUUACACUAAUUACUUGAUUUUAUGAAUAGCUAUUUUUUUCCCCAAAUGACCAUCUCUUUUUGGAAUCCUGUAUUAAAUGCUUUGAGUGGUAUUUCAAUGCUAAAUGGUAUAUUUUCUUGUCACCUUGUCAUCUUUAAAUUAAUUACUGCUGAACUUCUACAUACUGAACAACCUGAUAGAAUUUUCUUUCCUUUGUUUAAUUUUUUAAUACCUUUUAAUAACCCAGAUCAACAAUACGUCAAACCCUACCCUGUGUGCUCAAAACAGCUGCCGCUGUUAAGCCAGGAUUGAUCCGUGUUUUAAUUUUCUUUUUGCGGAGCAGAAAUCAGCAUUAAGAAACAGUGACUUUGUUUUUUUCUUUUUCUCAGUAGUAAUGUCCUGAGCGGGUUACUCCGCCGCCCCCCCCCCCCCAUGAUUAUCACUGACAUGUCCCUUCCACUAAACAAAUAGAAAAAAAAAGAAGCGUACAAGCAUUUUUUUUUUUUUAGAUGUCAAGCAUAAAAAGGCUUAAAUAUGUUAUAUGAUAUAACAUAUGUACAUGUAUUCACCUAUUAGUUGAUGCUUUGGGUAUAAAUAGGUUAUAUUUUAGUUCUUUUUUAUGAGUGAAAACCUUUGUGUAUUGCAUGUUGAUUUACAGUAUAUUUCUUACUCUUUUUUUUUUUUUUUUACUGUUAACAUGUACAAGCCACUCUUUAAAACCAUUGAUAUUAAUCAAGCUGAAUAUUAAAGUGCUGCCAGUUAAAGCAGGCGUAGAGCUGUUGUGCAAAAAAAAAAAAAAAGUGGAAAGUAUACAAAUUCCUAGAUUGGAAGGUGGGC
Clarias gariepinus (North African catfish) is the source of this 4973-nucleotide messenger RNA. RefSeq names its product bromodomain containing 3b (gene brd3b). NCBI's taxonomy places the organism in Eukaryota, Metazoa, Chordata, Actinopteri, Siluriformes, Clariidae. The coding region runs from base 739 to 2862 and encodes 707 amino acids. Gene Ontology annotation, cellular component: nucleus; chromatin. The transcript is spliced from 12 exons. Gene Ontology annotation, biological process: regulation of DNA-templated transcription; chromatin remodeling. The record is from RefSeq and is a predicted model, not a curated record.